ACGCCCUAUGAUACAGCUAUUAUCGCUCGACACUGUGUUCUAUUUUUAAAAAAAAACAUAAAAUCACGUAUACAACCAUCAAUAUGCACUGGGUUCUUCAGAAUAUCAUGGGUUUAAUACAUCCCCAUUAUAUAUCAAAUCUCUUGCUAUCGGUUUUGUUCUUCGGAUUAAAAACGAUGGAGCCAGUUUGUGAUGUGAUCUUCGAAAAUUGCGAAUUAGAAUUAGUAGAGAGAAUGGGAGCUGCUUACUUUUCUUGGUUGCAUUAUAGUCAUAAAAAAUCGAAAGCAACACAAAAUAUCUUUUAUGGAAUUGCCUAUGUUGUUGUUUGCCUUUGUCAAUUAGUCCUUCUGCCUGAGCCAGUCUAUAGAGGCCCCGAACACAUAACCUAUUUUACAGGUAUUGAAAAUCUUCAAAAUGAAAUGGAUAAAGAUAAUCGAAUUACAUGGAUUAUUGAGUUUUAUUCGGCUUGGUCACCGAAUUGUGUAAAUUUUGCUCCGAUUUUUUCGGAAUUAUCUGCCAAAUAUAGUCUUCCUAACCUUAAGUUUGGAAAGGUUGAUAUAACCAGAUUCGCAGAUGCUGCCGACAAAUUUAAGGUAAAUAAUUCAGUUACAUCAAAGCAACUACCAACUGUUAUUCAGUUUGAAAAUGGUAAAGAAGUUAGACGAAAGCCAUUCGUGAAUGAAAGGGGUCAAGUCUCGAAAUUUGUUUUCACAAUGGAAAACGUUUGUAGUGGCUUUCAAUUGAAUGAGAUGUACCUUCAAUGUCAAAAGAAUUUGAAGGGAAAGAAGUCAAAUUCAAAGACCGUAGAAGAACAAAAAAAAGAUGAUUAA
Dimorphilus gyrociliatus is the source of this 830-nucleotide messenger RNA. NCBI's taxonomy places the organism in Eukaryota, Metazoa, Annelida, Polychaeta, Dinophilidae. The record is from the annotation of a GenBank genome assembly.